AUGCUCGUCAUUGGCGCAACAGGCCGCACCGGCAGCGCAACCAUCUCAGCCCUCACCACCCUACCGAACCCCCCCAAGAUCCUCGCUCUCACCCGGUCCCCAUCGUCUCCCAAAUCGAAAUCUCUCCUCGCAUCAGCCUCGUCCUCUGUCACCCUCGUCGAAGGAACCCCCGAAGACCCAAACCCAAUCUUCGCCACCCACAGCCCCAUCUCCGCAAUCUACCUCGUCACCGUGCCGCCAGCCGACGAAGCCCAAGCCAUCCCCCUCAUCGACGCCGCCAUCGCACACUCCGUCCCGCACAUAGUCUUCUCCAGCGUCGACCGCGGCGGCGAUGCCGCGUCGUGGGAGAACCCGACCGCCGUGCCGCACUUUGCGGCGAAGCAUCGUGUCGAGCUGCACCUCCGCGACAAGACUCGCGGCACCGCCACGCGGUGGACCAUCUUGCGGCCGACGGGGUUCAUGGAAAACUACGUGCCCUCGGCGGGGCUGAUGGGCUCCGUCAUGGGCGGGCUAUGGGCGACUAUGCCGAGGGAUCGAAAGAUGCAGCUGAUCAGCGCACGCGACAUCGGCCUGCUCGCGGCGAGGGCACUGGUGGACGGCCCCGAGGAGGGGUGGGCGGACAGGACGCUAGGGCUCGCGGGAGAUGAGAUCAGCUUCGCCGAGGCGGAAGAGGCUUUUCAGCGGGUUGUUGGGAGGGCGAUGCCGCGGACUUGGGGUGGUGUGGGGAGCGUUAUGAGGUGGGCUUUUGAGGAUGCCGGGCGGAGCAUGGAGUGGUUCGAGGAGGAGGGUUACAAGGCUGACAUUGGAAAGCUAAGGGGGAUGGAACCGAGGUUGCAGACUUGGGAGAGGUGGCUGAGGGAGAGUAGUGGGUGGGUAGAGUGA
Messenger RNA from Colletotrichum spaethianum, 882 nucleotides. RefSeq lists its product as uncharacterized. The transcript has a single exon. The record is from RefSeq and is a predicted model, not a curated record. The coding region runs from base 1 to 882 and encodes 293 amino acids. NCBI's taxonomy places the organism in Eukaryota, Fungi, Ascomycota, Sordariomycetes, Glomerellales, Glomerellaceae.